CAAACAAGUUGAGUGAUUGCCGUGAAUUCGCCGAAAGGCCUCGAGGCCGGGCUCGGUCCAUUUUUCGGACUUGAUUCUGUUUUGUCAUUUUCUGGGCCAGAAAAUAAUGAGGUUUUGUACCUAAAGACUCAGAUAUAUCUAUGCCUGGCUUAGAUCUUCAACUCACUGUUCCAAGCCACUUAACCGCGUUCUGCUUUGGAUCACUUGUUUCAAUCCCCCCCUCCACAACCAUCCUAUCUUUGCCUUUUUAAGUUCCCUCUUCAACCUCGUCGUUUUCACUGGUUAGAUCAUCCCCUUCUCUUCCAUGGCCGCUGUCGUCUCGGAUAGUACUGAUAUCGAUACUACCACCAUGGAUCCCUCUGUUCACUACCCUCUCCUAAACACACACCCUCUCACAUACUCUACGAUGCCCAUGCAUAUGUAUCCUCUUACGCCUAGCUCACAACGUACCUUUCAUGCCAAACGUAGGCAGGUCAAGAAUGCUUGCACCAACUGUCAGAAAGCUUGCAAGAAAUGCGAUGAUGCUCGACCUUGUCUACGUUGCAUCAAGUAUGGAAUUCCAUCUGAAUGCAUAGAUUCUCAGCGAAAGGAACGCAAAAAAGGCGUCAAAAGAGGGCCUUAUAAUAAGAAGCGCGAUUGCAAAGGUAACGGCAGCGUCGGAAAUUUCGAUGCGCCUCCUCACCAACAGGAGGUGAUGCCGAUUACCAAUGGUGAAGGACCUGAUAAUCCAUCGUCAUCUUUUCAUCCAGCCUUGGGCCUUCAUUAUGUGGGUCCGGCCACCACAUACACUGGCACAACGUAUAUCAAUCAAUAUUCUCUUCCUCCACCUUUACCUCCUCCACUUGUGAAGCCACCGGAGCGCAGGGAGGAACCUCUUCCUUCUCUGCAUCCGACUUCACGCCAUAUCCAUUCGCAGCUCUAUGCUGUUUACCCAUCGCAAUUGCCACAAGCUUUGUCAGGCCAGGAAUAUCCGUCGCCGCCUACCAGUUACUAUCAAGGGGGACCUAGUAGGCCCGCAUAUCACCACGUCGGACAAUACCCAUCAUAUGCAGUUCACGUUCGUGCAGAUCCGCACCAACAGCACCUGAUGACACAACCCAGCUAUCCUUACAUGGCUGUAGCAUAUGGCAAGCCUGAGGGUGAGACAUACCUUGAGGGUCAAGGGGGUGGGAAAUAAAUAGUCUUCCGUCAAGUUGUCGUUAUCUUUGCUCUUUCUUGCUUGAACGAACAGUGCUGUACAUACUCAUAUCAUUUUGACUACUACGUACCCUACCUCUGCUAUCUGUAACUUGUCUUGUUUAUCGUGGGGAUGAUUACUCUGGUUUCCUGUAUGAUCUUUACUUACUCUGGAUUCGCAACGAACGAAUGUAUCUUGUUCAUUUUUCGAAUAUCUCUGCUCAUUGGAAUAUACUCGUCGGGGAGACUAUCAUAUAUUAGAAGCGAAAGUACGUACCGAUCUUAUGGAAUUG
Molecule: messenger RNA, 1469 nt
Organism: Lentinula edodes (shiitake mushroom)
Lineage: Eukaryota; Fungi; Basidiomycota; Agaricomycetes; Agaricales; Omphalotaceae
Exons: 4
Coding region: 305-1177 (290 amino acids)
Biological process (GO): regulation of DNA-templated transcription
Molecular function (GO): zinc ion binding; DNA-binding transcription factor activity, RNA polymerase II-specific
Source: RefSeq, a predicted model, not a curated record